Molecule: messenger RNA, 888 nt
Organism: Neurospora hispaniola
Lineage: Eukaryota; Fungi; Ascomycota; Sordariomycetes; Sordariales; Sordariaceae
Product: putative component of the U3 small nucleolar ribonucleoprotein
Exons: 3
Coding region: 1-888 (295 amino acids)
Biological process (GO): rRNA processing
Cellular component (GO): small-subunit processome; Mpp10 complex; nucleolus
Molecular function (GO): rRNA primary transcript binding; snoRNA binding
Source: RefSeq, a predicted model, not a curated record
AUGAUUAGAAAGCAAGCUCGCCAAAGGCGGGACUACCUCUACCGAAGAGCCCUCCUGCUCAAAGAGGCCGAGGUUGCAGAGAAGCGCGCCAAGCUGAGGUCUGCCCUGGCCUCGGGAAAGCCGCUUGACCCCGAGAUCGCAAAGGACAAGGAACUGCGAAAGGACUACGACUACGAUGUUUCGAAGGAUGUGAACGGCGACGCCAUCGAUAUCGACGACGAAUACUCAGAGUUGUCGGGUGUCAUUGACCCCCGAAUCUUGGUUACGACAAGUCGCGAUCCCUCCAGCAGACUCGGCCAGUUCAGCAAGGAAAUCCGUCUCCUACUACCCACCAGUGUUCGACUCAACCGUGGUAACCUCGUUUUGGAAGACCUUGUUGGUGCCGCCAAGGCGCAAAACUUGACGGAUGUUGUUUUGCUACACGAGCAUCGUGGUGUCCCUACCGCCAUGACCAUCUCCCAUUUCCCCCAUGGCCCGACGCUCAUGGUCUCCCUUCACAACGUCGUUCUCCGCGCCGAUAUUCCCAAGUCGAUAAAGGGCACAGUCAGCGAAAGCUACCCCAGGCUCAUCUUCGAGGGCUUUAGCACCAAGCUCGGUGAGCGGGUGGUCAAGAUCCUCAAGCACCUCUUCCCUCCCCGCGAGCCGACACAGAAACCCAAUGUCGGCAACAGAGUCAUUACAUUUGUCAACAACGACGAUACGAUUGAGGUUAGGCACCACGUCUAUGUCCGUACCUCGUACGACUCGGUCGAGCUCAGUGAGGUUGGACCCCGGUUUACGAUGAAGCCCUUCAAGAUCACCAUGGGCACCCUCGACAACAAGGAUGCGGAUACCGAAUGGCACCUCAGCCAGUACACCAGGACCAGCAGGAAAAAGAACUACUUUUAA